AUGUUAGAUGAAUCCAGCCGUGGAUUCUUAGAAAAUGCUCGAAAUAGCAUUAAAGACUUAAAUGACGCCAUAAGUUUUUUCCGCAAACGUAGGCCUGAAAUUUCAUCUUUUGAAUUCGAGCCAUCGCUCUAUUGUACCCAUGCUUUCCAGAAUUGGUGGUCCAAUUACUAUAAUCAUCACGAAAUUUCUGUCGAAGCGUGCAACCAGAAGAUGACUUCUACUUUUUCUAUGUUUCAGAAAGGGGAUCCAAAGGCCAAGACGAGAGGUACGCACAUUCGAGAAAUUCAAUCUUUAGAGCGAUUUUUUAAAGUUAUUUACUUACCACGGAGAAUAUCUCAAACCAUUUUUGAAGCUGCCAUUUCUUUAAAAGAGAAAACCAAAGAAAGAGCUAAGGCCAUUCCUAAGACCAAGACUCCUACCAAGCCCCAGAUUUCUAUCGAGAUGACUGCUUCAAUUCCUGUGCAGCAGACACCUGAUCAACCUUCAGCUCCAUCAGUGGAGGUUUCGACUGAUGACACUCCGAGUGUCAAUUCACCCCCUAGGGUCCGAAAAGACCCUAAAAAACGUUUGACUCCUAUCCUUGAGGAGUCUCAAAAAAUCUCGAGAAAAGAACCUGCAACUACUGCCCAACAAGGGAACGAGGCAGCUUCUUCCUCGAGUUCUGGAUCUUCGAGUUCUUCUUCGGAUACUUCUUCGAGCUCUUCUAGCUCGAGUUCUGAAGACCAAGCUCAAACAGAGCUGGCUCCUGAGGUGUCUCCUAUAUCUCGACAAACACCGCCUCUAGGUUCUCCCGAGGUUGAUGUUGUUUCAUAUCAAUCAGAAGAGGAGGGGCCCUUACAUGAAGUUGAGGAGAAUAUAGCUGAAGAGGGAAACCAAGUCCCUAAAGACCCCCAAAUUUCUGUCGAAGGUCCUCCCAACAUUGAGGUUAUACCAUCAGCAUCAUCCAUUAACUCAGAAAUGAACUUGGAUGAUUUUAACGCUAUGGUAGAGGAAGAUCCAGAGGGGGCCAUCGACAAAAUUUUGGCUGGUACCUUCACUUUUUCCUCUUCAUCUCAUACUCCUUCAGGGUCACAUUCAGAAAUCUCCAAGCCUACUGAAUCAACUGAAAAAAAUGCUCGAAGAGCUUAG
Abrus precatorius (Indian licorice) is the source of this 1128-nucleotide messenger RNA. Its product is annotated as polycystic kidney disease protein 1-like 3. NCBI's taxonomy places the organism in Eukaryota, Viridiplantae, Streptophyta, Magnoliopsida, Fabales, Fabaceae. The coding region runs from base 1 to 1128 and encodes 375 amino acids. The record is from RefSeq and is a predicted model, not a curated record. The transcript is spliced from 4 exons.